Messenger RNA from Entrophospora sp. SA101, 1248 nucleotides. The record is from the annotation of a GenBank genome assembly. NCBI's taxonomy places the organism in Eukaryota, Fungi, Glomeromycota, Glomeromycetes, Entrophosporales, Entrophosporaceae.
AUGUCUCAAGAAUAUCCACAACAUAAUAAUUUGCCAUCAAGUCAAGUAUCUUGGAGUUUCGUUUCUAAUAAUGAUAAUUUGUUGGAUGAUGAUGAUAAAAGUUAUUUAUAUUCAUGCGCAAGUGACAAGUCAUGGAGUGUUCUGGGUGGAAGCACUCAAGAAAUUUCCAAUUCAUUAAAUUAUGGCUAUCAACAUAAUUAUGAUGAUAAUGAUAACUCCACUAUUGUUGAUUCACUCAAACCCGAAUUUGCACCUUCUAUCAACAAUGAAUCAACUAAAGAUUUUCUUGAAGAUACUUUUAGAUAUGAAAGAAGAAAUCCGGAAGAUUACGUCGGUCAUCCAAAUAUUCCUUUAAAUCAGGUUGUACUUCAUGAAGACAAGAAAUAUCAUCCAAGUGCUAAAGAAGUUUAUGUGAGAAAUAUUGCUAUUGUGGGUCAUGUACAUCAUGGAAAAACAUCAUUUGUUGAUAUGUUGAUAUAUGAAACACAUAAUUCUGGAGCUUGGGAUGUUGAUAAACAGAUAAAAAGUACAAUAAUAAUAAUUUAUAUAGGAAUGUUACUGAUACAUAUAUUAGAAAGAGAUCAUGGUGUUAAUAUAAAAGGCAUGCCAAUAACUCUCGUUUUGCAAAAUACCAAAGAAAAAUCUUAUCCAUUCAAUAUUCCAGGUCAUGCUGAUUUUGUAGAUGAGGCUACAGCUGAACUUAGAUUAGCUGGUAAUGCUAUCAAAGGGGGCAGACAACAAGGUAGAAGCAUCAAACAUUUACUGUAUAAGUCAGGAAGCUCAUACUUUCAUGCAUUGCUAUCUCAAGAUAAUAAUAAAAUACUUAACUCUAGGAUCAGAAAAAACUUUUUCCUAAAAGACAACAAAAAUUUGGUAAUAAAAACGAUGAAAAUCUUUGAUAGUGAUACCAGUGAUAACAUUAAGCGUGGCAAUAGUGCUAUUUCUUCCUGUGAAAUUACUGUGGUUAGAAUGUAUAAAAGAUCAAAGAAUUUGCUAUAUGAAUAUAUGCCUCAGAACAUAUGGCGUCAUAAUUUUAUUCUAGAUUCAGAUAAUUAUUUCUAUGCAAAUGGUAAAAGAUUUACAAAAGAAUCCGUGAAUUUUGCGAUGCAUGCUACUAUCAUUAAGGGAUAUGAGUCUGGAUUUUCAUAUAGAGAAUGGUGUAAUGUCAAUUUGUGGGAACUCAUCUUAGAUCAAUACUUUCCAGAUAUCUUGGAUGUAGAAGAAGUUCGCGAAGAGUCCUCUAGUUAA